AUGGGAUUCAAAUUGAAAAUUCAACAAAAUCAAAAAUGCUUAAAAGAUACCCACUACUAUGUUAAACAGGAUUUUCCGAAAGAAGUGCUGAAAAAACGUAAGGAAUUACAGCCCCAGUUGAAGGUGGAAAGAGAAGCAGGCUUUCUUCCUCUUCUCUUCGCGGAGCGCAGCAGCUCGCAACGCUCCCCUCCUCUGGAAGAUGACGCUGCAGAACUCUUUCGCGAUGCUCCUCUCUAUCCUCCCCUACGUAAUGACAUAUCCUCACAAGAAAAUUCCGACCUCACAGAACAAACCCACCUUACAUACGAUACGGAGACCAGUAUCGAAGAAAAUAACCUCCUGGUUACUCCAGAGGAGUCUAAUUUAGAACUACAACAUAAUGGAUUAGAAAAUAUUGACGUAACCAAUAACUUUGAAAAUAGUUUCGAGAAUAGUGAAAACUCUGUUCAUACAGAUAUUCAAGAACUAUUAUUUCAUGAUGAUUCUAAAGAAGACGAAAACUCCUUAAAAUCUUCGUUUUUAAACUAUCACGAUGUGACUAGCGAUGUUUUUGAGGCAUCAAGAGAUACUGACGAAAAUUCAGAAAACAUAAGCUUUUUUACCCCUAUCAUUUCAAAAAAGGCAAAUAGUAAUGUAUAUAGAAAAAUUUGGGAAACAAAAGCAUAUAUAAAUAAUUUUACAAAAAAACAUGAAACGUCUGAAAAUCAAAAUAGCAUACCAAAAUUUUUUAUUUUGACUGAUAAGCCUAAAAAAUACGUAGAAAGUAGUAUAUUAGUAGCAGCUGAAAGUUCAGACGUAAAUUCAGAAAAUACUAUUUUAAUGACAUCCGACAAAAAUAAAGAAGGCGAGGCUGGAAUAUUAUUAACACCAGAUAUUAAUAAAACGAUUAAAGAUUCUAUUUCGAAAUCAGAUGAAGUUACUGUCGAGGAUGAAGAUGUAUCGUUAGUGACAACACAAGAAUCGGAGAAAAUUGCUGAAUUAAAUCAAAAUAACAACGACAGAGUAAAAGCGAUUAACGAGUAUUCAGAAACAAGUCAAGAAAGAGUAAAACGUAGUCAGGACAGGGAUACAUCACCAAAGACGACUUCCCGUCGCGUUAAAACUGGCGACACAAUCCUCAACAUUCGCGGUGCCGUUCGCGAUGCAAUCGGAGACGCUGGAGCCGCGCCGGGACCGCGUCCUUCUACUCGCCUCGACGCGUUUGUCAUCCGACCGGAGCCUGCACCUCGCAUGCCCAUGAGUGAUGAGCCCCGCCCCGACACAGAUGAACCGGCGCCAAAACCUGUUACAUCUCCACAGAAGCAAGAGCGGGAAUUACUCGUGGCUGCUCAUUCCUACGUUCGCAUUCCUUGUGACCUUGUUAACGUCACCAAUUUGCGUUGGUACAAAGAUAAUGAGCCGGCGAUACUGUCUUCAACGCUGCCCGCUGCGGAAGGCACGGGUGCGGACGGGUCCCUGCACAUAGCGCGGGCUGCGCGUCCUCACGCAGCUCGCUGGCGCUGCGCCGGCCUCGACAGCAAGGGCCGCGCUCGUGCCGGCAGACCCCCGCGACUUCUUAUACAUGAACCGGUGCGGUCGGUGUACUUGGCUGUGGACGGCAGACGGCUAGACGCUGGUAACACGUGGGUUCCCGUUCGAGAUAAGACAGUGCUGGAAGUGCGCUGCGUUGCCGAGGGUGGUGUCCCUCCUCCAGAUCUCUCUUGGCGACUUCUUGCUCUGGAGCCGGCAUUGGAUCAUCGACCUUAUCUACGAGUUUACCAGACUAAUAGCUCUAUAGAGGGUGUGCACUGGUCCCGAGCGGUGGUAACGGUGGCACGUGAGCUACACAACGCGACGCUACGCUGCGCCGCCACUCAUCGCCGCGCACCCCCCGCCGCACCCCCCGCUGCACCCACCACCGUACCCACCGAGGCGUCGCACGAAGCGCCCUCCACUGCCCCGCACGCCGAGUACGACGAACUGACUGCUAAGCUAGAGAUACACGUCACUUAUCCACCGUCGUUCGUGAUCUCGCGCUGGCCAGGAUUCGGCAUCUCGUUGCGUGCAGGCGGCGCGGCGGCGCUUCGCUGUGAUGUAGACGCCAAUCCGCCCGCGCGCGCCUACUGGCUGCGAGACGAAGACCGCCCGCCCAGCAGCUCUCCUGCGCCACUGGAGGCGGCGGGUCCAGAAGCCCGCGGUUCAGCCACUCUGCGCUGGGAGACGUUGCGCGAGUCCCACGGUGGCUGGUACCGUUGCAGGGCUUCCUGGCUUGACGCGGAGUACUCUUCCAUCGGUUACUACCUCAAUGUCUUGUCCGCCGAGGAUCCACAGUCGCCAAGUGAAGUUGAAGCCAAUAACGAAGAGCCUGAGCAUCAGAAAGUUGACGUCCCUUUGGGAGGCAAUGUGCAAUUGCACUGCCCAAAAGGCAGCGUAGGUUGUUGGUGGAGACGCAUCGUAGGCAACGCCAGUGAGACUUGGGCACCGGCUGGAUCCCAUCACGCGCACGGUGUUUUGGGUAUUCGGGGCGCGCUGUACCAGGAGGCUGGCGAGUACCGCUGCGUGGGCGCGCGUGGGGCAGACCUGCAGCGCAUGCGCGACUUGAAGCGCGUCACACUCCGAGUCACUGGUGGUGCGACGGCGACAGCACUGAGCGCGAGCCCGACGCCGGGCGGCUGGCGGCUGGAGUGCGGCGCGUGCGGGCGCGGUGUGCGCGUGCUGUGGCUGCGCGCCGCUCGCGCCGAGCCCGCGCGCCUCGCGCCCGACGCCGUGCCCCACUGCCACCGCGCCGUGCUGCACCUGCCCGAGCCCGACGAGGUGUGGUGUGCAGCAGUGACAGCGAGCGGGGGUGCAGUGGCGGUGUUCCCGCGCCGCGCCGCGCCAGCGCCUGCUCGCCACGCCGGCCGCGCGCUGCCCUCGAGUGCUCACUCGCACUCGCGCGGACACGAGCUACUAGCACUCUUACUUCUCAACUCGCUCUCUAUGUACACCCUCAUCUCUAUGGUUUAA
Molecule: messenger RNA, 2985 nt
Organism: Parnassius apollo (apollo)
Lineage: Eukaryota; Metazoa; Arthropoda; Insecta; Lepidoptera; Papilionidae
Source: the annotation of a GenBank genome assembly